Messenger RNA from Trachymyrmex cornetzi, 1178 nucleotides. RefSeq names its product SOX domain-containing protein dichaete. Gene Ontology annotation, molecular function: DNA-binding transcription activator activity, RNA polymerase II-specific; RNA polymerase II cis-regulatory region sequence-specific DNA binding. The transcript has 2 exons. Lineage: Eukaryota; Metazoa; Arthropoda; Insecta; Hymenoptera; Formicidae. Gene Ontology annotation, cellular component: nucleus. The record is from RefSeq and is a predicted model, not a curated record. Gene Ontology annotation, biological process: neuron differentiation; negative regulation of transcription by RNA polymerase II; brain development. The coding region runs from base 148 to 1164 and encodes 338 amino acids.
UAGAAAUACGUCAACAGGAUGUAUGGAAAAUUAUCUUAUCCACUUGAGAUAGGAGUGGUCUAUCAAUCUUUUAAUUCAUCAGUAAUCUCGUCUACUCGUGAGGAAAGCAAUUAGAUUAAACAUCGAGAUAUAGGAAUUGAACGACUCAUGGAGAUGUCGUCAAAGACUCUGCAUAACGAACAUAUUAAACGGCCGAUGAAUGCCUUUAUGGUGUGGUCGCGUGGUCAACGUCGCAAAAUGGCACAGGAAAAUCCGAAGAUGCACAAUUCGGAAAUCUCGAAGAGGCUCGGUGCCGAGUGGAAGCUUCUGAGCGAAAGCGAAAAACGUCCUUUCAUUGACGAGGCAAAAAGAUUGAGAGCUCUUCACAUGAAAGAGCAUCCCGACUACAAGUAUCGGCCGCGCCGGAAACCAAAGUCUCUGGUGAAGAAGGAGAACAAGUUCGGCUUCUCGAUAUCGCCGCUGAUAUCACCUGGCGACAGCCUGGCCAAUCUAUCACGCGGUCUUCUGCCACCGUUGACGCCUCCGACGCAUCAUCCAUUGAUGUCACACGAGGACCUGAAGAUCCCGCGCUUCUUUCCACCGUUUGCCUACCCGCUGUAUCCCUUACAGCACAAGCUGAGCGACGAGUUUAACGGCGGUAAGCUGGCCGCCGAUUUGGCCUUACAGGCCCUCUACACCGGCAGUCCCUUUUAUCCGAGCCAUCAAGCGAUGUCCUGGCCGACGGGCCUAUCAGCAGCCGCAUGUUUACAACCUAACUGCAGCUGCCCGAGUCCGCCGAAGGAGCCUAAAAGGCCGUUUCCGCCGUCCAAGAUGGAUGAUCUGCCUUUCCCGAGUCCGGCAAGGGCCGACGAUGACGCCGUCGUCGCGGAACGAGAAGAAUCUCGGUAUCGAAAACUCGAGCUGGACUUCUCCGCCAAUCUGGAGAGUCAUCAUCAUCAUCAUCACCACCAUCAGGAGGACCGUUCUCAGGAUCGCUUCUCUUCAUCCUCAUCCUCGUCACCACCCACGGAACAGUUAGAGAGAUCGUCGACGACGACAACGACGACCACCACAACAUCGUCCUCGUCAUCAAGCGGUAGAGUCGAUAGCGCCUUCUCGGUUCAGAGUCUGACGUCGACUUCCAAUGGCUCGAAUUCAAGCUCACAGCGUGGACACGUCAUAUGAAGGCCACUCCCGGU